Messenger RNA from Oxyura jamaicensis (ruddy duck), 489 nucleotides. Its product is annotated as histone H2B 1/2/3/4/6. The record is from RefSeq and is a predicted model, not a curated record. The transcript has a single exon. Lineage: Eukaryota; Metazoa; Chordata; Aves; Anseriformes; Anatidae. Bases 62 to 442 code for a protein of 126 amino acids. Gene Ontology annotation, molecular function: structural constituent of chromatin; DNA binding; protein heterodimerization activity. Gene Ontology annotation, cellular component: nucleosome.
GCAGUGCGGUGCUGUGACUGGGUGCGAUAGCAGUGCUGUUUGUUGCGAGACACUGAUCACCAUGCCCGAGCCGGCCAAGUCUGCUCCCGCGCCCAAGAAGGGCUCCAAGAAAGCCGUCACCAAGACGCAGAAGAAGGGCGACAAGAAGCGCAAGAAGAGCCGCAAGGAGAGCUACUCGAUCUACGUGUACAAGGUGCUGAAGCAGGUGCACCCCGACACGGGCAUCUCGUCCAAGGCCAUGGGCAUCAUGAACUCCUUCGUCAACGACAUCUUCGAGCGCAUCGCCGGCGAGGCGUCGCGCCUGGCGCACUACAACAAGCGCUCGACCAUCACCUCGCGGGAGAUCCAGACGGCCGUGCGGCUGCUGCUGCCCGGCGAGCUGGCCAAGCACGCCGUCUCCGAGGGCACCAAGGCGGUCACCAAGUACACCAGCUCCAAGUAGAGCGCUGCGGAUCCUGUUUUUAACCCAAAGGCUCUUUUCAGAGCCAC